CGUCCAGUCCAUUACUCCAUUCCUUCCAGUCCCGAUCUUCUUCUUGAUCCGUUUUUUUAUCAUGGUCGCUGAAGCUCCUACUCUCUGUGCUCUUGGUUGCGGUACCAUGGGUAUCGCAAUCCUCUCCGGAAUCCUCGACUCUCUCAAGGACACCACUUCGGCUGACGGUGCCAGCACGCCCGAUGGACACAAGGUCAACAAGCCCGCUCGUUUCUUGGCAUGUAUCAGAAGUGACAAGUCUCUGCAAAAGUUGGAGGAUUUGUUCGAGGGUGAGGUUGCUUGCAUGAAGAACAAGAACGUUGAGGCUGUGAAGCAAUCUGAUAUCAUCCUUCUCGGCUCAAAGCCGCAGAUGUGUAAGGAGAUUCUUACUGCUUCUGGAAUGCGGGAAGCCUUGGAGGGUAAGCUCUUAAUCUCGAUCUUGGCCGGUACUACACUCUCUCAGCUUCGUUCAUGGUGCCCGGAAUCCACUCACGUUGUCCGUGCCAUGCCCAACACUCCCUGCAAGAUCCGUCAGGGUAUGACUGUCUUGGUGUGUGAAGAGGAGAUUACUUCCGAUGAGCGCUCCUUGGUUCAGUGGAUGUUCUCCCAGAUCGGACGUGCCAUGUUUCUGGAGGAGAAGAACAUCGACGCAGCGACGGCGCUUUGUGGAUCCGGCCCAGCUUUCGCUGCUGUUUUCAUGGAGGCUUUGGCUGACGGUGGUGUCAUGAUGGGUUUAACUCGUGCGGCGGCCUUGGAGUUGGCGGCUCAGACGUGUCAGGGAACUGCCCGUAUGAUUUUGGACGGCCAACACCCUGCGCUCAUCAAGGACGCCGUGUCCACUCCUGGAGGAUGCACUAUCAGUGGUUUGUUGGCGUUGGAGGACGGAAAGAUCAGAUCUACUGUUGCUAGGACCAUCCAGGAUGCGACUGAGAGGGCAACUGCGUUGGGCAAGUUGAGCAGCAAAUAAGGAGCAAAACAAGACGAAUCGGUGUUGAGGAGUGAAUGAUAAGGUUG
This is a messenger RNA of Saitoella complicata NRRL Y-17804, 993 nucleotides long. RefSeq names its product pyrroline-5-carboxylate reductase. The record is from RefSeq and is a predicted model, not a curated record. Gene Ontology annotation, biological process: L-proline biosynthetic process. Bases 62 to 946 code for a protein of 294 amino acids. Gene Ontology annotation, molecular function: pyrroline-5-carboxylate reductase activity. Lineage: Eukaryota; Fungi; Ascomycota; Saitoellomycetes; Saitoellales; Saitoellaceae. The transcript has a single exon.